Messenger RNA from Bacillus rossius redtenbacheri, 2066 nucleotides. Its product is annotated as 52 kDa repressor of the inhibitor of the protein kinase-like. NCBI's taxonomy places the organism in Eukaryota, Metazoa, Arthropoda, Insecta, Phasmatodea, Bacillidae. The record is from RefSeq and is a predicted model, not a curated record. The coding region runs from base 513 to 1382 and encodes 289 amino acids. The transcript has 6 exons.
UUUGUAUUGAAUAUCUGUAUACUGUUUUUUACAAACAAAUCAUUAAAUGUGUUAAAAAAUAGGAAAUCAUGUUUUUCACACACUAUUCACCCCCCUAAAUUUACCCUGAAGGUAUGGUUUCUUAAUUCCUACUAGUUUGUGAAAACUAUUUUAUAUUACUAUACCAGCAUCGGACGUUGCGGCUUCGGGGACAGAAAAAUAAAUAAAAACUGAAAAUAUGUUUUUCAAGUUAUAGAGAUGUAAAACUAAAUGUACCCUGAAAACAUGGUUUAUUAAUUCCCACUUGUUCGUGAAAAAUAACAGUUUAAAUCUUACAUUACUUGUGUUAUCACACUACCAUCGCCAGACCUUGUUUACUUGUGAUCGUGUAUCUCUUUGUUUAGCAUAACUGUUAACAAUUAUGUAGAAGUAUAAAUGCGUUAAUUCUUCCAUUCCAUAUAUUGAAAUUAAUCCCUGGAUCCUGAAGCCAUGAUCGUAUUGGCUGUAAUUAUCGGACGUCGCGGCUUUAUAGAAUGGGAAAAAAAAACCAAAAUUUACUUCCAAGGAAUGGUUUCAUAAUUCCUACUAGUAGAUGCCGCGUGUGGGUCCAGAACAGUGGGAACAAGGAGCUGCUGAAAAAGACCAACAACAAACUUCACAAGUUGCGCUUCUUGUGCAAACUGCACUUUGCAGACGACCAGUACCUGAACAAAUACAGGACCAGGUUGUCUAAAAUGGCCGUUCCAACAAUCUUCAGUGAACCACCACUUUCAGACAAAGAAAUGGAACUGUUUGAAGUAGUUCCAGAAGAAAUUAAGCCUUUACCUGUUCAAAUAUUCCGCUCGAUCACACGGCAGAUUGACAUUCCCUCGAUGGAGCCACUAUCUCAUGUCGUGAUAGAAGUGAGUGACUUGCCAGGAAGAUUAACCAACGUGGAAGAAGUCAGCGUGACAUCGACAGAAACACCGGACUCACAUGAUUCAGCAGGGGUGAUGGACCACACAUACGCCACUGCUGGGGAUCCAGGUGACACAGGAGACUGUGAACUGUUCCUACAGGAUGCACAAGUACCACAGGAUUCCAGAGAAGCCAGUUCGACUCCGGAGCAGAUGGAAUACAACACGUCGUACGCGUUGCUGCAGAAAUUGGAGAGCAGCGAUUCAGACAACUCUGUGAUAAACGAGAAGCUGUACAAAGAGCUACUCAAAAUGGAGAAAAAGGUGCAAGACCUGCAGCAGGAAGUGGACAGGCUGAAAGCUAUGUCCAAAUCGGAAGUGCAGCCGCGUUCACGACCGGACCUCGUUCGCCUCCUCAAUGUGAACUUGCAUGACGUAAAGAAGACAGGUGACAGGAAUUGUGAACUUAAUGAGGAGCUCGUAGCUUUGGCUAUCUUCAGGUGCUGACAUAGUGCUACUCUGAUCAAACCUUGCGUAGGUUUUCAUUGACGUGGGGUAAAUCAUAAUACUAUAAUUUAACCAAAGAAAUAUGUGGCUCCCAUUAUUAUUUUUUUUUCAGCAGUUAUAAUUAACUACAAGCUUGUGUAAUUGAGAUACCAGAAGAAGAAAAAAAGCAAUAAAUUAUGGCAGUUUAAUUUGUAAAGUGACAAUAAUUUUAAAGUUGCUUAUUGGUUGGUGUGUGUAAGCAGGUGAAAGACAAGCAGUUGAAUGUUUAAGUAAAGACUAGUUUGACUCCCUGACUACCCAAAUUCAAUGCCUCUUUCAGGUACAAAGUUAACCUAUGUGUACCAUAAUUAGCUGCAGAAGGGUAGCACCUUUAAUUUUGAGCAUACAAAUAUGUUUUCACCAUAAGGGUCGCCCUCGAAUAAUGGUUGCAACAUAUAUCUGUUUUCACUAGAGUGCCAUGGAUACAAGUGAAAUUUUUGUGUUCCGUGUCUCAUAUGUUGUAAGAAAUACUAUAGCACUGGUUUUGACCCUCUGUUCUUCUUUGUCUGUUUACUACGAGAGGUUGUGAGCACCCCCCCCCCCCCCCCCCAUUAUUUACGACCAUUCCAGUUACCUGCACUACCUAACAAUAAAACAAAGGGGUGUUUCCCUUCUGUUAAUUGUAUUUUAUUUUUGACGUGACAA